Messenger RNA from Impatiens glandulifera, 987 nucleotides. RefSeq names its product protein LIKE COV 2. Lineage: Eukaryota; Viridiplantae; Streptophyta; Magnoliopsida; Ericales; Balsaminaceae. Gene Ontology annotation, cellular component: Golgi apparatus. The record is from RefSeq and is a predicted model, not a curated record. The transcript is spliced from 7 exons. Bases 88 to 852 code for a protein of 254 amino acids.
UGAAAACAGCGAAGGAGAAAUAACUGGUCAACUCGCGAUAAAGUAACACACAAGUCCAAUUUCUCGCUCUCUCCUUCUAACAGUUAGAUGAUGGAGGGCAUGGAAUCGACGUCGGUUGCGACCGGGCAUUCCGGUAACGAUCCCGAGGAUCCUGAAAAGUCACCUCCCGGUUCCCCUAAUUCCUCCACUCGGAAGGCUUGCUAUGCUGUUCUACAAAGUUGGGUUUCAAAGAAGUUCAUGACGGGAUGUGUGGUUCUUUUUCCAGUAGCUGUCACUUUUUUUGUCACCUGGUGGUUUAUUCAGUUUGUUGAUGGUUUCUUCAGUCCCAUAUAUGAAAGACUUGGGGUUGACGUAUUUGGUCUUGGAUUUUUGACAUCAUUGAUUUUCAUCAUCUUUGUGGGUAUUUUUGCUUCAUCAUGGUUGGGUGCCACCAUUUUCUGGAUUGGAGAAUGGUUUAUUAAGAAAAUGCCCUUCAUGAAGCACAUAUAUUCAGCGUCCAAGCAAAUUAGUGGAGCUAUUUCUCCAGAUAAAAAUAUCAGUGCUUUCAAGGAGGUAGCCAUAAUCCGUCAUCCACGAGUUGGUGAAUAUGCAUUUGGUUUUAUUACAUCAACAGUUGUUCUCCAGAGAGAUAGUGGAGAUGAGGAACUAUGCAGUGUUUAUGUUCCAACAAAUCAUUUAUACAUUGGAGACAUAUUCCUAGUCAAUUCCAAGGAGAUCAUAAGGCCUAAUUUAUCGAUUCGAGAAGGAAUAGAGAUAAUUGUGUCGGUUGGAAUGACAAUGCCACAAGUUAUUUCGCCAUUGUCAACAUCUCAUCGUCUGAAUGAGAGGAUACCCUUAAACAGAAUGAUGUGAGCAAAUGAAAAUUUGGAUGUAUUUGUCGACUCUUUCAACAUACAUUAUAUUUGAUUGUAUUGUAAAUACAAUAAUGAUUAAUUUCCCUACUCUACUAGGUUUUGAUUUGUUAAGAAAAAGUUUAACAUUUCUUGC